This is a messenger RNA of Armigeres subalbatus, 5829 nucleotides long. It is a transcript of the gene bma, whose product is annotated as SCY1-like protein 2. The record is from RefSeq and is a predicted model, not a curated record. Lineage: Eukaryota; Metazoa; Arthropoda; Insecta; Diptera; Culicidae. Gene Ontology annotation, biological process: protein phosphorylation. Gene Ontology annotation, molecular function: protein kinase activity; ATP binding. The coding region runs from base 1766 to 4399 and encodes 877 amino acids. The transcript is spliced from 22 exons.
UCGAGCUGUGCGGUAGCAUUUUGGAACAUCCCCUGCGGAUAACUAAGGCUUACUGGUAAUUGGUUUGUGAAAGUUGCUAGCACCCAGCACCGCCGUUUGCCCCGUUUCGGGUCCCGCCACUUGUCCCCAGAGUGGGGUGAUUUAAAUUUGUGAAAAGUGUUUAGAAGAAGAAAAAUAAAAAAAAUUGGUGAAGUAAGAAAAGAUUCUACAGGUGAUUCGGCGGUUUCCACCGAGCAAAUCGGUCUCAAGAAUCAUAAAGUAAUUUGAAGCAAGAUAGGACAUUAUGCAUACUUUAACUCCCGAGUGAAAACGAGAGAUAAAUUAUUGAUUUUCUCCUGUUCGCACGGGUUUUUUCCUGCGUGCAACCUCCUGACAUCCAGGUGAGAAGAAGCAAUUUUUCAUCGAAAGUGCGUUCGUUCUAGGAAGUGAGCGGAAGCAAAGUUUGUUGGAUCGGAGCUGAUGCGUAAAAUUGGUCAGUGAUAAGGUUCGGAAAUACGCAAAUAAUAAUACACUUGUUAACCCAAUAGCUUUGGAAAAUUGAAUUUGAUAUCCGUUAGCCGCAACUAGUGAAAAGGUGUUUUUCGGUGUCAGUGCUAUUGAGGAUAUUCCUGGAAGGUCUGGCCACUGCGGAGCGAACAUUUACGGAAGAAAACGUACACCAGAGGCAGCAGAAAUACGAAGAAUCAUCUCGAUUGUAAUCACCAUCUUCACGAAUUAAGACAGAUCAUCUGUUUUAAACCUGAGUUCAGCGCAGCUUAGUUAUAAUUGGAUUUCAUUCCAUCAGGAACAGAGUAAUGCAUUGAAAAUAAAAAAAAGUGAAGUGUAUUUUUUGUUCGACAGAAAGCCAUACCCGGUUGACUGAUUCUUGGAAAUUUAAUAUUUUAUCAAACCCAACAGUGCCGUCACGGUUACGUCUACUGGGGAAAAACAACGGAACACAAAAAAGAGUUCCCUCUGGACAAAUCGAGAAAAUUCCUGGAAGCUGUAAAAAAAUACAAAAACCAACGCAAAGUAUUAAUUAACCGCGUACAGUGGAUUGCUGGACUGGCGUCUGAGGGGCAUCCCAAAGUGCGGAUUUUAUAUCCGAAAGUCGAGCCUUGAACAACCGAGCAAACAAAAAAAAAAAUACGCCAUUAAUUAGAGUGAAGCGAAAUCGAGCAGAAGGUCGAUGCUCAAUCCAACUCCCGUCAUCGAACCGUCAAGAGAAAGUUUUUGCCACGACCGACGACGACGCGGGGAGCAAAUCGAAUUUACGUCGUGCACUUUUGAUGGGCAACCAGUGAAUUUCGGUCCCGUUCGAUAAUUGUAUCAAAACAGAGUGUUUGUCUUUGAAGUGGGUGCUCGCAGUGUCGCAGUGCUGCUCGGUGUGGAAAGUGCGGUGCUGUGGGGUGACCGGUCGGGAAAUUGAUGCUCGACAAGGGAAAGCUGCUAGUGUAGAGCGUACGGCUUGCUCAUCAACGGAUAUUUUUUGGGUGGCUUUGUGCAACCGGGGUCGUUCAAUAAUUACAGCCAAGCGUAGGAGGGAUUGUUCGCAAGUGAUUAGAAGUUGAUCGUGACAGAUUUUUGUGACCGCAGUGAGUGACGUGAUACGCGCCGAGAUAAAACCCAUCGCUCGCCGGGACACCCACAUCGUCUCUGUCCUACGUGGUGGACCCGGUCUCUGUCGUCUAUUUUCCGAGCACUUUUCCGUCUUCGGAAAGCUUCUUCCCUGGCGAACGGAUCCCCCCGAAGGCCUUUCAACAUUCCGCUUUUCCAAUUAAAUGUUAUGCCGGCCGCGACCAUGUUUUCCAAGUUCAAAAGCAGCAGCACCAGCGCCCCUCCGCCGAACCCCUACGACACCAACCCCAUCACCCAGUACUUUGAGAUUGGGAAACAGAUCGCCUGUGCCGGCCCGGAACUAGUGUGGAAGAUCCACGAGGGAUACCGAAAGACCGAUGGGAAGGAAUGUUCAAUCUUCGUGUUCGAGAAACGUACAGCCGAGAAGCUACACAAGCCCAAGCGGAAAGACUUGGUCACGGAGAUCCUGCGAGCAUCAGUCAAACAGCUCGAGCGGUUUCGGCAUCCCAAAAUCCUACAGAUAAUGCACACCGUCGAGGAAAGUUCGGAAACCCUUUCUUUCGCCACCGAGCCCGUCAUCGCCAGUUUAGCGAACGUACUAGCAUAUCAGGAAAGUGCGGGCACAGCACCUGGUCCGCCCAGUACAGGUGCCUCCCAGCAGAUGCAGAACAGUUCCCCCGCCAACAGACCUCUUCACGCCAAGGAAUACAGCUUCUUGGAUAUCGAACUUAAAUAUGGCAUCCUUCAGAUCACAGAAGCUCUGUCGUUCCUGCACUACUCGGGCCAGGUGAUACACCGGAACGUGUGCCCCUCCUCGAUACUGAUAACAAAAAAGGGUACCUGGAAGCUGGCGGGAUUCGAGUUCACCGAACGAGUGAAUGAAACCGACGCCACCGAUCCAGUACCGUGCCAAUCGUGGUCCACCCGCACAUCCAAAAUGGUGCAGCCCAAUCUGGAUUACAUGGCACCUGAGAACCAAAUCAACUCCAACUGCAGCAUAUUGAGCGAUAUGUUCUCGCUCGGAAUGGUGAUAUGUGCCAUAUUCAACCACGGGAGACCGUUAAUACAAUCGGGGAAUUCGCCUCCUGCUUAUAUCAAACAGAUGGAAACGUUAGACGAAGCAGUACACAACAUUCUGCCGCGAAUACCAAUCCCACUGCAAGAAGCAACAACUAGACUACUCAAGAAAUCACCCGGUGCUCGGCCUACAGCUCAACUUCUAACACUCAUCAAAUAUUUCAGUGACCCAGCCGUACAAGCUCUACAGUUUCUGGACGUCAUCAACAUGAAGGAUCCCACGCAGAAAACCCACUUCUAUCGGAGCACGUUGCGGGAGGUGCUUCCCUUCGUACCGCGGAAACUGUGGUGGCAACACAUCUGGCCUAAUCUACAGCAGGAAAUGCGUGCUGAUGAAGUGCUGGCUGCAGUCCUACAACCCGCUCUAACCCUGGUCCAGGAAUCGUCAAACAGUGAAUACGAAGCAAUCAUUUUACCAACUUUUAAGACUGUUUUUGUAGCCCCUAAAUCUAUUCAGGCAACCGUAGCGUUACUAGAGAAUCUGCACAUAAUCCUAGAGAAAACACCCCGGGACGACAUCAGGACGGAAGUGCUUCCGUUGCUGUUCAAUGCGCUCGAAAGUACAACGAUACAGGUGCAGAGUGCUGCACUGGUGGCGGUGACGAACGUGUACGACUAUCUGGACGACAUAACGAUAAAAAAAUUGGUGCUACCCAAACUGAAAUCGGUUUUCGAGAAGAACCAAAGCGAUCUCAAGAUAAUGGGAAACGUGCUGCAGUGUGUGGAGCGAACGCUAGACAAGCUCGACAAAUCCCAGAUCAUAGACGAAGUACUGCCUUUGCUACUCGAAGUUAGGUUAACGGAUCCGGAUAUUAUCGUUCGAGUAGUUAAUAUCUACCGGAUUAUGUUAUGUGAUAAAAAGUACGGACUCACCGUAAACACCAUGGCCACCAAAGUGAUGCCGACCCUCCUGCCACAGACUGUGAAUCCCUCGCUGAAUCUCGAGCAAUUUAUGAUACUUCUGGAGGUUCUCCAGGAGAUGCUGGACCAAAUCGACAGACAGCAGCGAAACAAGCUGAAAUUGGACAACCUCUCGCUUCCCUCGCCGGACCGCCAUCGGCCGCUGCGGCAUCAGUUCUCGUCGGACAACAUGAACGUGCAGCAGUUCAACAUUCCGAACCUGCGAAUCGACCAGCGGAAGACUUCCAGCGCCGAGGACAUGGCGCGGAAGAACUCAACAGGUUCGGGUGCUCUAGGUAGCUGGUGGUUUGGCGGAUCGCCCUCGUCCCCGGACAGCAACUUCCUGCGGGUGGUGAACGCAUUCCCGAAUCGACGCCUGUCGGACAACACACUCAUGACGCCCAAGAUCCGGAUCGCUCCCUCGUGUGCCUCGUCGCCGGGUGGCACUCCUGGUGGUGGUUUACCAAUAAGGCGACACUCAAGCAUUGGACCCCAGGAAAGACGAAGCUCGCAUACAAACCUGUCGCCACCAACGCUUUCACGGAGCAUGAUCGGCGGCUCGAUGCCAAAUACGUCUAGUAGCGUACCGUUCUUGCUCUCGUCCAGCAUGCAGUCGAUCCGUAGCCGCCGAACCUCGACGGUGCUCACUUCCGGCCCGCUCGGGUCCGGUUCGGGUCUGCUGCAGCAGCUCGGUUCCGGCAUGUCGUCGAAGCUUGAAUCCAAACUAGCCAACAUCAAACCGCUCGAUCUGCUGACGUAUUCGCCAACUUCGCGACGCAACAGUACGGCCGCAGGUUUCCAACGGAGCUUUCAAAAGAGUCAGAAAAAAGCGCUCAAAAAUUUACGCAAGAGUUUCAAGCUUUGAACGAAACGCCCAGGUCCGACGAACAGCCAGUACCAAGCUAUUAUUGAUGAGACUGACGAGCCUGCCAAACCUUCGGUGCGAUUCGGUUGGACCAACUGGGCCUGGCCUGUGAUUGCAAUUCACGUGAUAAGAUAUCUAAGAGAUUACCUUAGGACCAUCAUCUGCAUCAAUGGAAAUCAAACCAACAACUAUAACAACAAAAACAACAUCAACUUUCAAAACCGACAACACCAGAGCGAUAGUCUGCAGUAUUCUGUUCGUAGUGCUGUAUUCGUGUAACUUUGUACAUUCCUAAGCUUAGCUAGCGCCAAAAAAAAACCGUUUAACACACCUUCGCACAUCAACGUUUUCUGUUAUGUGGAUGGAUGUACGAUACCAAAUUGGCGAACUACUUGACCAAUCAGAUAAUAUUGCUAGUUAACAAAACAUUUUUGUACCAUGCAAGCGACCACACAUUUGUAACUGCUAAUGAUUACAGUAUUUGAACCAAGAACCAAAUUCUGAACACCAAAAACUUCAAAUCAGUACUGGAAAAAGUUACCAAAAACCGACCGCGCUCCUCUUCCCUCUUUAGCGUGUACAAUGAUCGCUAGUACGGUAGUUUUUCGAAUGCCCCGGCAUCCGGUGCACAGUCAAGAAAUUCCAUUUUCUAAGCCAAAAUGCCAUUUGCCAACCAUACGCUCCCAUGUGUGUGUAGUUUGAUACCAAGUAAAAAAUACCAAAUAAGAACUCCACACCAAAUCAAGCAAAGCAUGAAGACGAUGCCAAGCACUGUCUCUGAACCAGUUGUGAGUGUCCGAAACCCGUAUACGGUCCGAAUUAGCCCCAACCGGAGGUAAGACCCGUAGGCCGCUCGUUGCCGUAGCCUUUGAAAGUAAAUUAACCAAAAAAAAAACCGUAGAAGUAUUCCAUACCGUAGUAGCCCCGUUUGGCAACCGUAUUCGUAGUUUCUGGUUCAUACACGAACGUACAACCACCGCAUCGAUCAGUGGCCUUUCUUUUGUACUGUCCUUUCACUGAAGGAAACCCAUCGUAGCUGUACAAUCCCUUCCUGUCUCCCCCCAUAGAUAUCUGUUACUCAGUGCGGAAGUAUUUAACAUAGAUAUACCGUAGAACAAUUGGUUCAUCGAGCGAUAGUAGAUGCAAUUGGCUAGCUUCUAUUUUACUCGGAAGAUUUCCAAAUUUAGAAGAUGUAAUUUUCGGUAACAAAAUGUUCAGGGUAUCAGUUUCGUAGAUGUCGGUUUUCUAGGAAAUAUAUUAGCCGCUGAAUUUGUACCAUUCUGUAAAUAUGUUAUAUAAUUUUGUGCAUGUUUCAAUUAUUUGAAAAUAUUUUUAACCUAGAUGUAAUUUACGUGUUUAAUCUUGUCGUUAUACAAAAUGCAUUUUAAUUGAUAGCUAUUUUAUUUAAUAUUUCGUCAAAUAGAUGUGAA